Molecule: messenger RNA, 1344 nt
Organism: Ilyonectria robusta
Lineage: Eukaryota; Fungi; Ascomycota; Sordariomycetes; Hypocreales; Nectriaceae
Product: ankyrin repeat-containing domain protein
Exons: 1
Coding region: 1-1344 (447 amino acids)
Molecular function (GO): protein binding
Source: RefSeq, a predicted model, not a curated record
AUGGUUCGCCUGGAGGUGACUUACAUGUUCCCCGCAUGGCUGCUCUACUAUUUCUUGUACAUGGUGCUUCAGCGGACUGCGACUGGACGGCCUACGUUCGGAUUCAUCAUUGCCCAAAGCGUGCCAUUCGAAGCGGGCGGCAUUCACCACGCCGCUCUCACCAACAACAUCGGCAUGCUGAAGAUUGCCCUGGCGAGGAAUCCCGAAUGUGUGAGCUAUAGCGACCAGCAUGGCCAGCAACCUGUCAUGCACGCUAUCCAGUCGGGUAGCGUUGAGGCCGUACAAAUCCUUCUCCAUGCGGGAGGAAACCUCGACAUACGGGACAGCUACGGAACGUCAGCGGGCCAGAUGGCCGCGGCCGUCACUAUCGCCAAAGUCCACUCCCAAGACAAGCUCGAAAGCCUGGCCAGGCUUAUUCCGGUCUCUCGAUACAUAGAGGAUCUUGAGUUGUCGACGCUGCACCUUGUGGCCUCGGGUUAUCUGGUGGGCGAUAUAGCUUCGAUACUAUCUCGCGAGGAUGCUCACGAUGUGGACAUAAACUGCGUGGAUGGUUUUGGAAGAACACCUCUUUACUGGGCUGUUAGGGUCGGCAAUACACCUGCGGCUAGAGAGCUGCUCCGCCACGGUGCCGAUAUCAGCCUCCAGCCCCAGUUCGGCUCGUCACUGUUGGCAGCAUCGCUCACGAUGAAGGAGGGCUUAGAGUGCUUCAGGUUGCUAGUCGACCAUGGUGCAAAGCUCGACGUAGCUUCGGAGCACGAUGGAUGGUAUCCCAUUCAUUGGGCUUGCUGGUAUGAUCGACUCGAAGAGGUCAAGAUGAUGGUGUCCGCUGGAGUGGAUGUGAACGUUCAGAUGAGGGCGGAAAGGGCCACAAGCUUGAACGUGGCCGCACAGCGAGGCCAUGUCGACAUACUCGAAUACCUGCUUCGCAUCGGGGCGGACGCCAGCAUCGCCGACGAUGCUGGGUAUACGCCUCUGGCGGAAGCCACAAUUGCCAACACGGCCGGGUGCAUCGAGGUCUUGCUUCGGCACGGAGCUAGUCUUCAACCUGCCCAGGGUCGAAAUAUCCUUUACGAAGCGGCAGAAUUCGCAAAUGUCGAAACAUUUACCGCCUUGACCGAUAGCCUGUCUGAAGUUAUUCGACAGGAUAUAGAUGGUCAAAUGCUUAAGGAGCGGUUUGGAAAACGUGGAGAUGUGCCUCAGGAUAUUGCGGAAGCAUUUGCAAUGUUGAUAAAAGAAAUCGGCUCAGAAGAAAUAGUGGAGAGGGAAGAUGGAGUGUGUAAUGAAGGAGAAAUUGAACCUGACUUGGAAUAUGAUGGCGAGGUGUUUUUUGAUGCUCUGGAAUGA